Molecule: messenger RNA, 269 nt
Organism: Moneuplotes crassus
Lineage: Eukaryota; Ciliophora; Spirotrichea; Euplotida; Euplotidae
Source: the annotation of a GenBank genome assembly
AUUUAAUCAAAAAUCGCAAUGGAAGACUCAGGCUAUUUCAAUGAUUCCUGCAAUAACUCGAGUGAUGCCGAUGAAAGACCUAGAGCCAAGUUGAGCAUGUAUGCCAGAAUGAAAUAGCGAAGCAGGAGAACUCGAGGCCAAAUAUGAGAUCUUCAAAAACAUUAUAAUCGGCCAGAUCGAUCCCAACUCCUUUGUGCCUCUCCUAGAGUGAAGUAAUAGUGAAGAAGAGAAAGAGAAUAUCCCUUAACUCAUCCUAACGCUAAUUAGUU